AUGCACGAGAAUGAUGGAGUUAUUUGUAAAUGGCCUCCAGAUUAUGUAGGCGCUCCUUCAUUAUCCAAAGGCAACAAUAGACAUAGCACACCGCAGAAGAAACAAAUUAUUAAAACGGAAUGUAAUGUCUACAUAGGAAAUCGAAAUUUAAUUAAUAGCCAAAAAAAGACACUUUUUGAAAAUGUUGGUUCUGGAGAUGCUCCAUCCAAUCCAUUUGUGAGCAAAAAUCAUGGCUGCUUUUUAAAAGGAACAAUAAGUCUGAGAAGUUCUAGUUCAUUCUUGAAGUCCUCUUCCUUUUAUACAAAAAAACUUUGCAAGUUUUCUUGUCGUUGGUGCGGGUUUUUGUUUUGGUCAGGACCCGCUGGUCUUCUUUUGCAUAAAUUGCGACAUCAUCCAAGAAUGGACCAACAACGUUUAGUACUUUAUAAGGAGCUUUUACUUGAACGUUUGGACUGGAAACCACCCAAGCCGGAAAUUAAGAAUAACGUUAUUUCUCCUAUAAUUAACGAUUCUCCUGCCUUUGAUUUAUCUAAUGAUGAAGAUCAGGAGCCAAGGAUAACAACACCUCGAAAUUUUCCAUAUCGUUGUCGUCAUUGCCCUUACAGUACUGAUCAAAUUCUACGACUUCAAAAACAUGAAAACAAGCACAUUUUUAAGGCUGAACAUUGUUGUCAACAAUGUUCAUACUCAUGCCGCUCCAUGCACAUACUUAUGCAACAUUCUCGCCUUCAUGAUGUAGAACCAACAUCCUCUUCAACAACUUCACUUUCUUCUUUUCGGUUUCCCGAAGCUGGUACUUCUUAUGAAAGUCAACAAAUGCCUUCAGAUAACUUUCAUCGAGAGGACCCAUCAUCUUUUAGGAGAACUAACUUUUGCCCACAUUGUCCAUACAAAUCUAAACAUAAUUGCGAUAUGAAAGCACAUCUUAAAAUGCACGUUGAACGGCGUAAAUUUUCGUGUCGUCACUGCACCUACAGUACAAUGAGACAGAAUGCUCUUAUUUCACAUGAAAAACUCCAUCAAAUAAACCUCACAGAUAAAGGUGCGUGUCGACGUGUGAAAUGGAUUUAUGCGAAAGAGAAUGGCGAGCGUAGUGCUCAUUUGGGUUGGCGCAUGCGCAUUUUGCGCAGUGGUUGGCAUUUUUAUCGCUGUUCUAUCGUCGAAUGUGGAGCAGAAUUUGCAUUUUGUGCAGAACUUGUGCAACAUUCUCGUCAUCAUCAUUUGGCUUGGUGGAAAAAGAAGAAUGAAAUCGCAUCUCGAACCAAAAACCUAAUAAGAUGUACUAUCUGUGGUUUUCGUACAUCACUUGAGAUGAGGAUGCGUGAUCAUGAAGCAGUUCACCAAAACGAUGGGUGCAAAAAUGUGCGGUCUGUUGGAGGAGUCUUCAACUGCAGAGAAUGCCCUUAUUCUACAGCCAAUUACGCAAAAUUUUGGAAUCAUCGUCAAAAGCAUAAAAGGACUAAUCGAUUCGCUUGUUCAUUGUGUUCAUUCAGUUCUGGUUCUAUUCAAUGUUACAUCGAGCAUUCUAAAUUACACGGAAUUUUAAAAAUUGAAUCAGAAGAGGCUGUUGAUAAAACAACGAAUAAUAUUAAGUUUGAAGCAAUUGGAAUGGAUGGAGACAAUAUAGAAGUACCAGAAGACGCUGGCAAUAAUGUAUCAUCAUCUACUUCAUUGGAUCAAUUGAAAUCUGAUGAUUUACCAAUAUUUAAGAAGCAGAAAUUUCAAGAGCAAUUUGGAGCAAUUAUACCUGUUGUUGCACACUUAAGGAAUGCACAUUUAGUCAAAGAAAAUGAAACAUGCGAUAAGGUUUUGCUUAAAUUGCAUAUUCAAAUGCAUAAAAGAAGUGGAAUCCGGCCAUAUUCAUGUAAUCUCUGCACAUUUCGUUGUUUUUCUGCGGAAUCUCUUCACUCUCAUUUAUCUCUUCAUUCUCGUUCUUUUACUUCUAUAAAUGUUGAUAGAAAUGACGAUCAAUUUAAAACAUCAAGCAAUCCUUAUCAAUGUUCUCAUUGCAAUUUCAAGUGUAUUGAAUUAGACUCUUUUUUACUACACCGAAAGGAGCAUGUUCAGCUUUUGCAACAACGCCUUAUGACUAUCAUCAAACGGUCUGCUAAUGACAAUGUUUUAGUAAAAGAAAAUAAAACAAGAUUUUCACGAAGUGCCCGUUCUGAUAGACAGCACUUUUGCUCAAAAUGUUCAUUCAAAUGUGAUAGUUUACAAGCAUUUUCUCUUCAUAUGGAGCAUCAUCAACCAAACCAACAAGAUAUUUUUAGUUGCAGCAUAUGUGAUUAUAGUUCAAAUACAAAAGCUGUUGUUAUUUUUCAUGAGAAGAAUCAUCACCUGGAUGUUCCAUUGACUUCACUUUGUCAGAAAAUUAAGCUUCAACAAGAGGAGAAUAAUAAACCAGUUUCAUUGCCAGAAGUAGCCCAUGACAUUUUUUAACUUUUUCUUUCAUUCUCAUAUUUUGUUUUCAUAUAUUUUUUAUAAAUGUAAUAAAUAAAAAAUAAUUGCAAUUAUUUAUAAGUUUUCAUCUAUACUUAUAUUUUUAGAUUUUUAUCUCAUUUAUGUCUAAUCGAUUUAAGUUCAUGGUUAAUCAGGUAUCACCAUACUUCAAAGAAGCUGCAACUAUAUUAGACAAAGCAUUGAACAAGCAAGGCAGUGUCAGAAAGUUCGUUUAUUCAAGCAAAUUGAAGGUAUUUUUUAGAAUU
This is a messenger RNA of Meloidogyne enterolobii, 2705 nucleotides long. Lineage: Eukaryota; Metazoa; Nematoda; Chromadorea; Rhabditida; Meloidogynidae. The record is from the annotation of a GenBank genome assembly.